CAUUACACCUUUCUUGACAACAUUUAUACUACAAAACUGGACAUGAAGGCCAAACUUCUGUGGUGUGAUAUGAUUAUGAAUUUCUUCCAGCUACCUAAAUGAUACUAAUAGACCACACUUGGUAAACCAUAUCAGGUGUGUUCCUUCUGGCAGGCUGAAGCAUACUUUCUCAGUCUCAUGAAUUGUAUCUGAACUGAUUCAUCUAAAUGACAUUAUCUCACAUAUUUUUCCUGGACUGCUUCAGGCUGGACAUAAGAUUGAAAUUUUACCUGCUUCAUGAAACAUUGUCUAUUAAAAAAGCAUUUCUAUUAAAAAAAUAUAUAUGUUCAUAUGAUGCUUCUGAAGAGUAUUGACCUUCAGGAAUUUUAAUAACACAUUAGAGGAGCCAUUGGCCUAGUAACAAAAUUAUGGUAUUAAUUAUGGUGUCCCACAUAUAAUAUCUGCAAACCAUGAUUUGUGCAUCACUGUUAUCAUAAAAUUUUACAUAAAUGAAAUAUUUGGAUACUGGAAUAGGUUACAUCACCUCCUACUGGUCCAAAACCCCACGAAUUUAGCAUAUUCGGUGUGUGAAUCAUACAAUACCAAUUAAAUUCUGUGCUAUUGGAUUUACACUCAACCCAUUUCCAUAUUGAUACGUACUAUGUCCUUUACAUACACAUAUUUGCAAGAAUUUGCGUUACUGUUCUACAUGAUUUUGCGGGGAGAAGGGGGGGGGGAGUUAGAGAAUAGAGAUGAGCGCAAUAGAAUGUAACUCAUCGAAUAAUUCCGUUGCUGUAAACUGAGGAUAUUUUAUAAUUAAAAAUAACAGAUUUAUUGGAACUCGAAAUCUAUUCGCAUUCAUAAUUAUGAAGGCAGUGUUGUUUUUGUCACAAUGAAGUCUUCUCGAUCAUUCAUCUGCGUCAUGUGGUCGAAAAAAUCCUGACUCUGCUUAUAGCCCAACAAGAUUCAAUAGAAUUUAAGUCGCCGCAAAAGCUAUAUAUCAUUCAAAUAAAUAGUCUGACCAACUUUUGGAUAAAGAUAUAUGAAUGUCAUAUGUAUUUGUUGUAACUUGUAUUCCGAAGUACUUAGAUUACAGGUUAGGAAACUUCCUCGGUAGCUCGGCAAACGUAGCUGUAACGUAACCUCAAAUCUUACAUGAAACUUAAUAGUUUGGCGUAGUUAGGUUGCCUAUGUUUCCAUGACAACGGGCACCGUUGUAGUAAACACAGAAACGCGUAUCACGUAUGGUAUUGCAUUCUUUAAGAGUAUAUGUUGAAUGGCAUUGCACAUCGAAUUUUAUUUGCAUAAGCUGUUUAAGAUUUGUUUUAAAUAUUACUUGAAUUCGAAAUUUAUAUCAAAAUGCAGCUAAAACAUUUGAAAACAAUAAUGCAAGCAGAGGAUGGAAUGGCAAAAAUUGCAGCUAUAGCAUGGGCUCCAAAUAAUGUCAAAUUGGCAAUCUGUACAUCAGAUCGUGUAAUUCAUCUUUUUGAUGAAAUGGGUGAGAAGAGGGACAAGUUUUCAACCAAACCUGUAAAACCAAAGUAUGGGAAAAAGAGCUAUGUCAUAAAAGGUUUGGCAUUUUCACCAGAUUCCACAAAGAUAGCAGUUGGGCAAUCAGACAAUAUAAUAUAUGUCUAUAAAAUAGGAGAAGAGUGGGGUGAGAAAAAAGUGAUAUGCAAUAAAUUUCCUCAGCAGUCAGCUGUGACUUGUUUAAUUUGGCUCAGCGAAGGUCGUAUAAUCUUUGGACAAGCUGAUGGAAAAGUGCGUUCAGCCAAUCAUAAAAACAACAAAUCACAGACUUUAUAUGCUACAGAUUCAUAUGUUGUAUCUCUUGCAUCCAAUCCUCGAGGUACAGGCUUCUUGUCAGGGCAUGCAGAUGGCACCAUUGUACGAUACUAUGUAAUCGAAGAUUCAACUAUGGAACAACAGGGACGAGUUGUUGUACAUUCAGCCGCACCAUAUGCAUUGGCAUGGCCCAUGGGACAUGUGCUGGCUGCAGGAUGUGAUAGACGUGUCAUAUUAUACAGCAGAGAUGGACUUGUGGCUAGGCAGUUUGACUAUAGCCGAGAUGACACAGAGAAAGAGUUUACAGUAGCUUGCUGUAGCCCAAGUGGACAAGCAGUGGCAGUAGGCAGCUUUGACAGGUUACGAGUAUUCAGCUGGAGUCCUCGGAAGUCUUCAUGGGAGGAGAACCAGGCGAAAGAGAUUCCAUACCUGUAUACCAUUACUGCACUAAGCUGGAAGCGAGAUGGAUCACGGGUUGUGUGUGGAGCACUCUGUGGUGCUGUUGAGAUGUUUGAGUCAGUGCUGAAGCGAACAUUAUGGAAGAACAAGUUUGAAAUGACAUAUGUUGGUCCAAGCCAAGUACUUGUUAAACCAUUAGCACCUGGAUCACGUGGUGUUAUCCUCAAAUCACAUUAUGGCUAUGAGAUUGAUGAUGUACGCAUCAUGGGCCGGGACAACUAUCUCGUUGCCCGCACUUCGGAAACUGUUCUUCUGGGAGACUUACAACGUAACUUACUCAGUGAAGUGCUGUGGACACACACUGGAAGAAAUGAAAAGUUCUAUUUUGACAAUCCAACUGUAUGUCUUAUCUUCAAUGCAGGUGAACUUAGUCUGGUGGAGUAUGGACAGAAUGACAUUCUAGGAUCUGUUAGGACAGAAUUCAUGAAUCCUCAUCAGAUCAGUGUACGCUUAAAUGAAAGACAUCUUAACACAGCAGAAAAUAAUAAGAAGUUGGCAUAUUUGCAGGAUCUGAAGACCAUUUGCAUAGUGGACCUGGUGUAUGGAACAACAGUUUCCCAAAUAACACAUGACUCAAAGAUUGAUUGGUUGGAGCUUAAUGAGACAGGGCGCAAGUUGCUGUUCCGUGACAAGAAGAUGCGCCUCACUCUGCUUGACAUCUUAAGGGACCAGAAAAAUUCCAUUUUGAAUUUCUGUACAUUUGUCCAGUGGGUGCCUGGUAGUGAUGUUGUUGUGGCUCAGUCACGGAACAAUUUAUGUGUGUGGUAUAACAUUAACGUUCCAGAGCAAGUCACAUUGUUCAGUAUCAAGGGAGAAAUAGCAGAUGUCAUUAGAGCGGAUGGUAGAACAGAGGUAAUUGUUCAAGAGGGCCAGCAUCAGCUGGGUUAUGAAUUAGAUGAAGGCCUUAUUGAAUUUGGUACAGCAGUCCAUGAUAAUGACUUUGGUCGAGCCAUCAUGUUCCUGGAGUCCCUAGGAGACAAACCUGAAGCUGAGGCAAUGUGGAGUAAUCUUGCAAGCUUAGCUGUUGAUAAGAACAAGUUGCAGGUGGCUGAACGAUGUUAUGCAGCUUUGGGAGACGUGGCUCAAACACAUUACCUGAGAGAAACUAUAAAGAUAGCAGAUGAAUAUGCAAAAGAAAAUGCUGGAAAUGGGAUGGCUUGUCCUGAAGUAUGGGCCCGUCUGGCAAUCCUCAACAAGAGACUGAAAGAUGCAGAAGCCAUUUAUUUGGAACAGAACCAAUUGGAUGAAGCUCUUAACAUGUACCAACGCUUCCACAAGUGGGAUGAAGCGUUAGCAUUGGCAGAGCUGAAGAGCCACCCCAAGUAUGAGGAACUUCGUGAAAAACACAUGAAAUGGCUAAUGGAGACUAAUCAGGAAGAGAGGGCUGGUGAAAUUAAAGAAAAAGAUGGUGACUACAGCACAGCUCUGAACUUGUACCUCAAAGCCAAUCUCUCUACAAAGGCUUCUAGAUUGAUCCAGAAUAAUCCUGAGAUGCUACGUAAUGAUGAACUGGUGGCUAAAGUUUUAUCAGCUUUACUGCGUGGCAAAUUAUUUGAGCAGGCAGGAGAGCUUUAUGAGAAAGUAAACCAGACUGAAAAGGCUUUUGAAUGCUAUAGAAAGGCUCAGGCAUUUCCAAGAGCUAUAGAACUGGCUCGAUUUGUUUCACCAUCAGAGGUUGUACAUCUGGAGGAACAAUGGGGAGACCAUCUGGCAGCCAACAGGCAGCUUGAUGCUGCUAUAAGUCAUUACAUUGAGGCUGGCAAAACACUGAAGGCAUUGGAAGCAGCUGUGGGGGCCAAACAGUGGAAAAAAUCUGUUCAGAUCAUCCAGGUGUUUGAUGAUCCUGAAGUUGUUGCGAAGUACUAUACUCAUCUAGGAAAACAUUUUGCUUCUAAUCAAGAUUGUUUAUGUUUCGCCUCCAUUCUGUUUGUCCACAAUGUAUUGUAUUUCUUGAUGUGCUUUGUCACAGUGUUUGAUUUUAUAGGUGAGUGGGACAAAGCCCAUAAAUUGGCAAGCCAGUACCUGGAUUCUAAUGAGGUAUCAACAAUGUACAUCUCUCAAGCCAAAACUCUAGAGGAGCAGGGGAAUCUUAGAGAAGCUGAGAAACUGUACCUUUAUGUACCUGAACCUGACAUGGCCAUCUCCAUGUACAAGAAACACCAUCAGUAUGAUCAGAUGAUGCGUUUGGUGAACCAGCACCAUUCUGAACUUGUGCAGACAACACAUCUGCAUCUUGCACAAGAGAUGGAGGCACAAAAUAACUGGAAAGGUGCAGAACAACAUUAUCUCAAUGCUGGAGACUGGAAAGGGGCUGUCAAUAUGUACCGUGCAGCCAGUUUGUGGGAGGAUGCUUACAGGGUUGCUAAAAACAAUGGAGGACAGCAGGCCAGCCAGCAAGUUGCAUUCCUAUGGGCAAAAUCUUUAGGAGGAGAUUCAGCUGUUAAACUCCUUACAAAGUUCAAUCUUCUAGAGACCUCUAUUGAUUAUGCCUGUGAAAUUUACCAGUUUGAGUUUGCAUUUGAUUUGGCACGCACUGGCAUGAAGUCGAAGAUGUCAGAUAUCCACUACAAAUAUGCAAUGUCUUUGGAAGAUGAUGGAAAAUUUGAAGAUGCUGAAAAGGAAUUUGUGAAGGCUGGUAAACCCAAGGAGGCCGUUCUCAUGUAUGUUCACAACCAGGACUGGAAGAAUGCCCAGCGGGUGGCAGAGGAACAUGACCCCGUGUCUGUCACAGAGGUCCUUCUUGGUCAGGCCAAAGACGUGUUCAACUCCAAGAAUUACCCUCAGUUUGAGUCCCUGUUGCUGCGGGCACAGAGACCUGAGCUCAUCAUCAAACAUUACCAGGAUUCAGGAAUGUGGGUGGAUGCUCUUAGGGUGUGCCGUGAAUAUUUACCCAGUCAUCUACCAGCAUUGCAAGCUGAGUAUGACCGUGAGGUAGGAUCAAAGGGUUCCAGGGAUGUUGUUAGUGUGUUGGCUCAGGCCAGAGAAUGGGAGCAGAGUGGAGAAUAUAAAACAGCAGUGGACUGCCUUCUGAAGGUGAACACGAGUCUUACCAAAGACCAAAAUGUCAUUAUCAAAGCCUGGACACAAGCAGCUGAACUGACAACGAAAUACCUUGAAGGCCAACAGGCUGUGGAAGUGGCUAAAGUGUUAGGACCACGUUUAUUGGAUAUACAACAACACAACCUCGCAGCUCAUGUGUAUCUGGGAGUAGAUCUGAUUAAGGAGGCUAUUGACACAUUCAUCCAUGCUGAGGAUUGGAUCAAGGCUAAAAGAGUAGCGAAGGAGCUAGAACCAAGUUAUGAAGACUAUGUGGAUGAGCGAUACAAGGACUGGCUCAGGAGACAAGGCCGGGCUGAACAGUUGGCAGAUGUGGACAUUAUUGGAGCUUUGGACCUUUUGGCAGAGCAGGGUCAGUGGGUCAAAUGUCUUGAAACAGCUAAGCAGAAUGGAUCUCAGGUGCUGCACAAGUAUGUGGCACUGUAUGCCACACAACUGAUCAAGGAUGGUUAUCCACUGGAGGCUUUGGGCCUAUAUGUGAAGUAUGGUGCACCAUUGUAUCUUCAGAACUAUAAUAUCUAUAAACGCAUUGCAAUGGACAUAUUCAAUAUGUCUAGCUUAAGUGGGCCAGAUGCUUACAACACCUGGGCACAGCUGCGGAACAUGUUACUCAGUCUGACAGAAGCCAUGAAGACUUCUUCUGAAGCUGGUAGUGCUCUGCAUGACGAGUUUGACACUCUGCUGGUGAUCAGUCAUUACUAUGCAACCCGUACUGCCAGCAGGGAAAUAAAGACGCUGGAUCACCUGGUGGCCAAACUGUCCACCUCACUCCUCAGACACACAGACAUUAUCCCUGCAGAUAAGGCAUUCUGUGAAGCUGGUGUUGAUUGCAGAGCUGUUGGGCAAGAGAGUGAAGCAUUUGUGUUCCUGAACCAUUACCUGGAUCUGUGUGAAGCAAUUGAGGAGGGUAACCUGGAUUUGCUUGACAACAGUGACUUUACCAACACUGACUUCCCCAUAGAAAUUCCAUUACCAGCGUCUCUUCACAUUUCAUCACAGCAACAGGAGGACAUCAAAGAAUGGGUGCUGGCCAUUUCCAUAGACCAGAAGGUUGAUCAGGUUUUGCCCAUGGAUGAACGUGGUCUAACUCCUUCAUCCCUAACUUCACCUAACAGAUCAGGUCCUCCUGCUUUACCUUGUGUUGUGUCUGGUUUCCCUGUGCUCUCUGACAGGGGACGUAAACCCAUCGAAUUCAAACGUCAAGGGAAGCAGGCCAACAGGGAUGACUGGAACAAGCUCAUGAUGGCUGCGAAGAUGGCUCCUGAAACACACAUAACUGAUGUCCUAUCAUUCAUUGGAGAAUGGUGUGGAGGGUCUCCUAGCUUCUCAUUUCAGUAAAAGGUGCAGAUAUUAUUUUACAGUAUAUUCUGGUAAAGUUGGUUAAUUGGUGCUACAUUGUGCCAGAGUGAAUCUUGACAGGGAUUAAAAAAGUGUAAUUUUAGAAAUGUUAUGCCUCCGUCCUUAUAUCACUGUUGCAAAAAUGGAAAUGUCACUGUAUUUUUAUAUAUAUACAGAAAGUAGCAGGUAUGAGUCUGGAAUGAUAUCAUGACCUAUUUCAAGGUACUAUCAUGGUAUUCUAGGGUGACUGGGGAAAACAAUGAAAGCAGACUGAUGGCAACCUGGACAAGGUUAAACAAGGUACCUCCUAUUACUUUAUUGUUCAUUACAGUUUGUAUAUUACAUUUUUUGCUCAUUCUUAGUGUUGCAUAGGUAAGUGAUAUUCUAGUCUUAUUUUUGAGACACAAAUCAUAUACCACUUCUUAUUAUCAGUAUGGUAGUUCGUACUCUUGUAUCACGCUAUAAUCUUUCACUUUAAAGAAAAAUAUAAACCCUUAAGGAAAUGUUGUGAUUUAGAAUUAUGGUAACUUGGAAAAUGUAUAAAUAUGCAACCUUAACAGAUUUUUCUGUAAAACAUCAAGAUUGAAAGGGCAUGAUAAAAUUCUCAGAUGUGUUUACGCAGUGAUUGUUGGGUUCAGUAUACAGGUUUUGGUUCUUAAGACUGUAUAUCAUUAUUAAUUCACAAAGCAAUGUUGAGACUAGUACCCUUGAAUAAUUUUGUAAUCUUACACAUUAUAUCUAAAAGUAAUCAACUCUCCUAAUAAUGUCUGUUUCCAAAUAGUUAUAGAUAUGUUUCUCAUUCUUGAAAUUUUCUGUGAUUUUUAGUUCAAUGGGUAGACAAUAUUACCACAGAACCAAUUAUUUGUAGCUAUAUACAAUAUAAUAUUAAAUUCCUUGGUCUUUUAUACUGAUUGGGUGGUAGUGUAUAUAAUGAUACAGUGUUAAAUAUAAAAGUAGGACACCUAAUAUUAAAAUUUAUUUAAAUUUCUCACAAUUUUGGUUAUUGGCAUCAUACGUUCGUAAGGAUAUCGUGUGGGUUGAACAACAGGGCUCCAGAAUACAUCACAGGAUUUCUUCAUGUACUAAGCUAUUUUAUUUUAUAUUCAUAAAUGCUACAAUAAAAAUAUUACAGCAAUAACAGCUUUCAUAAUCAUACCUUCUGGAAAUAGUGACUUCUACAGGUGACUGGAACUAUUAGUAGUAGCAUAGUAUAAACUAAAGAGUGCAAAUGAAAAUAUUUUGAAGUUCAGGAAAUUUUUAAGCUAAACUUUUGCUUUUUAUAUUCUGAACAUAAUAAUUUAUCCCACGAUAAAGUUUAUAUAUUAAAAAUUAAAUGGUUUGGUAAUGGCUCUCUAUACACAUACUGUUCAGUCUCUUGUGCAAUAAUCAGUCAUGUCACAUACCACCAUACAUUUUCAUAUAAGAUACACACAGAUUUCAUCCACAUAACAUUCAUAUGUGUACUAUCACAAAUUUUUUUCUGGGUUAGCAACUGAAACAAAUUUGUGGCUUUUAUCAAAGUUCAUCUAGAAAGAAUGCCAAACUAUAAACAUUCUAUUGCAGGUUUGUCCACAAAUUAUGUAUAAAAAAAUUAGUAAACUGAUUUUAACAGGUGUGCAUAAAAUAAUACACAAUGUUUUACACAUAUACAAGAACACAGAUAACACUCUGUUUCACAGAUUUUUUGCACUUCUAAAAUACACAACAAACUCUUUUGUGAUUUAAUAUAUGGAAAUGUUCUAUAACUUAAAAUUUGUUUGCCUUUGUGUUUUGAUUAUAGGAAUCAUGGAUUUAAGGCUAUAAUAUUUUGCUGCCUUCUCUUUUAUUAAUACAUCAGGGUUCCCAUUCAUAUCCAACUUAUCCAAACUUUGGUGGUCAUUUGUAAAAUAUGAAUACUUCAAUGACUUAAUUGCAUGUAAUAAAGUAGAAACAUCUUUGGAAGUAAAGACAUGUUAUAAUGAUGUAGUAUACUUUGCUUCAUCGUGAGUAAAUACAGUACUUUCUUGCAUAAAUAAAGGUUUUGGUACUCAGAUCU
Zootermopsis nevadensis is the source of this 8653-nucleotide messenger RNA. The record is from RefSeq and is a predicted model, not a curated record. Lineage: Eukaryota; Metazoa; Arthropoda; Insecta; Blattodea; Termopsidae.